This is a messenger RNA of Parasteatoda tepidariorum (common house spider), 771 nucleotides long. NCBI's taxonomy places the organism in Eukaryota, Metazoa, Arthropoda, Arachnida, Araneae, Theridiidae. The record is from RefSeq and is a predicted model, not a curated record.
AUGUGUCUAGAGAUACAUCAAACUCAUGAACAUUCACAGAAUGCAUAUAUUAUAUUGGCUUCCAAAAACAACCCCCCAGGGGCACAUUCUUGUGUGACAGUCUUUCGAAGUGAAUUAAUCGCGAUUGAACAGGGCAUCGAUGCUAUAAUCAACGAGAGUGACUUUGGAGAUCUUUGGAUCCUGUCGGACAGUCACAGCUCCCUUCAGCACCUACACAACUGGACUAAAGUUGGAGACAAAACAAGCAUCUCCAUCCUUCUUAAACUUCAACUUAUUUCAAAGCACCACGACGUUCAUCUUCAAUGGAUACCAUCCCAUGUUGACAUCUUUGGCAAUGAGCAAGCGGAUCGCUUGGCCAAGGAGGGCUGUAUUCAUUUUACAUCUUCGUCAUCAACUCUUACCUACUCAGAGUAUCAAUCCAAAAUCAAAAGCCAUCUAUCAAAAAAGUGGAGGAUCCCCCCCCCCUCUCAUCAUUGGUAUGCGGCCAAGGAACCGGGCUCUUCACUUGUUCAUAUAGGUGAUAGAGCAUCUCAAACAGCUAUUUCCAGAUUGGCAAGUGGACACACGAAUAGUCUCUCGUACUUUAAAGGAAGAAAGUCUUAUGCAGUCUGCUCCGAAUGUGAAGCCCAGCAGGCCUCAGCCGAACAUAUCCUUGACUGCUUGGGCCUUUCCCAGGAGGACUUAUAUGCUUCUCCACUUCUUGUCAUCAACUUUUUGAGGACCAACAACCUACUGGAUCUUGUCUGUCUUCGUCAGACAAUUAGAGGAUAA